AUGAUCGAAACUCGGAUCGAAAUUGCUGCCCCGCCCGCUAAAGUGCGGGAAGUUUUCCUCAAUUUCUUAGCACACCCAGAAUGGCACACGAAGUGGUUGAAGGAAGUCAAGCCUGCUGACGACUCCAAAACGGGCCUAUCACUUGUGCCGGGUGAUAAAGUUCAUGUUCAAAUCGGAGACAUGAAGUUCACUGCUGAAAUCAGGGAAAACUCCGAAAACCUGUUCCAAUGGCAAGGUCCUCCAAUCUUUACCGUGGCCGGCCUCCAUUCCUUUCACAUAGAACCGACCAACGAUGGAUCAUCCACUAUUUUCAAGCAGACUGAGGACCUCAAGGGAUUGAUGGCUUGGCUCAUGAGUCCUUAUCUUCUAGGAAGAUCCAUGGCCGCUGAUUUCGAUGCCUUUAACAAAGAUCUCAAGGCUCGUGCUGAGACCUAA
Penicillium lagena is the source of this 435-nucleotide messenger RNA. Its product is annotated as SRPBCC domain-containing protein. The coding region runs from base 1 to 435 and encodes 144 amino acids. The transcript is spliced from 3 exons. NCBI's taxonomy places the organism in Eukaryota, Fungi, Ascomycota, Eurotiomycetes, Eurotiales, Aspergillaceae. The record is from RefSeq and is a predicted model, not a curated record.